AUGGGGCGCAACAGGAAGCCAGGUCCUCAACGGGGUCUUCUCGCGCCGGCUCACGGCCCUCAAGUGGUGCGCGUCACACAGAUCUCCGGAGAAGAGCACAGCGUUCCUGCUGCGGAGAUCUACGAUGUGAAGAGCCUGAAGCAGAAGUUGCAGCCGAAGCUCAAUGUGUCGCCGUUCAGGCAAGAUGUCUGUCACGGCAACAAGGUUUUAUGUGGUGAUGCCAAAGUCCACUCCGAGAUGGAUCUUACGGUUGUGACACGGCCAAGCGUAGAAGCUUCCGGCAGUCAGCGUCAACGGCUUGCUAAUGCCGCCCAGUUCAACAAAGUGACGGAGAUUCAAGCCCAGCUGCAGCUCGGCAUACACCCAGAUUUUGCAGUCGAUGGUACUACGCCACUCAUCCUGGCUUCUUGCAAAGGCCACGUUGCUGCGGUAUGGCUGUUCCUGCAAGGUGAUGCCAAUCCAGAUUUCCGCGACGGCGAAGGGCGCACAGCCCUGAUGAAUGCGGCUCGCUUCGGUCAUGUUCAAGUCGCGCGGUUGCUCCUCCGGGCCGGUGCUCGAGUGGACCUGCGCGACGAUGACAAGAACACGGCUAUGGAUCUGGCAACAAACGACACCAUCCGGGCCAUGCUCUGCGAGGCCAAAAUUCUCACAAAGUUGGCGGCGAAAGAUGUGGAGGUUGAGCCGGGGGCGGCUUGA
Molecule: messenger RNA, 696 nt
Organism: Symbiodinium sp. CCMP2592
Lineage: Eukaryota; Dinophyceae; Suessiales; Symbiodiniaceae
Source: the annotation of a GenBank genome assembly